AUGUAUGUUUUAAUUUCUUUUCUAAGUGAGAGUGAACGCAGCACAUGGCUGACCAAUGACUCCUAUCAAAGAGACCUUUGGAGCAGUGAGUCUGAAGAGCUUGCAGGACCUUCCCGGAUUUCCAACCCACAGCUUGAAGACAUGCAAAUAGUUACUGAAGCUGAACUAAAUCAGUUGGCUCAGAUUCGACCGUUCAUAUUCACGUCUCAUGAGCAAUCAGCUAUCAAGGAAUACUUAAAAACAUUUGAGAGAAAAGUAGUAGAAAGCGAGAUCAACCAGGAGUUCUUGUCUUUAGAAAGUACGAAUCUGCCUGGUGAGUUCAACUCUGGGAAUGAACCAAACAACAGAGAUAAAAACAGAUAUCGGGAUAUUCUUCCAUAUGAUUCAACACGGGUUCCUCUUGGGGAAAACAAGGACUACAUCAAUGCUAGUUAUAUUAGAAUAGUCAAUUCUGAAGAAGAGUAUUUUUAUAUUGCUACUCAAGGACCACUGCCAGAUACCAUAGAAGACUUUUGGCAAAUGGUUUUAGAAAAUAACUCUAAUAUUAUUGUCAUGAUAACCAGAGAGACAGAAUGCGGAGUUACCAAAUGCCACCAUUACUGGCCCAUUGCUAUAGACAAGCCUUUGGAAUUGAAAAACUGUCGUAUCUCUUUGGAAAAAUACCAGAUACUUCAAUAUUUCAUCAUUCGAAUAUUUCAAGUUAUGAGGAAGUCUACAGGAAAGAGUCAUUCUGUAAAACAAUUGCAGUUCACCAACUGGCCAGACCAUGGCACUCCUGACUCAGUAGAUGGCUUUAUAAAGUAUGUUCGUUACGUGAGGAAGAGCCACCUUACAGGACCCAUGGUUGUUCACUGCAGUGCUGGUGUGGGCCGGACAGGGGUGUUCCUGUGUGUGGAUGUUGUGUUCUGUGCCAUUGAAAAGAACUUUCCAUUUAAUAUCUGGAAUAUUGUGGCCCAAAUGAGAGAACAGCGUCGUGGCAUGAUUCAAACAAAGGAGCAGUAUUGUUUUUGUUUUAAAAUUGUGCUUGAAGUUCUUAAGAAGCUUCAGACUGUCAAUUAAGAAAGGCUUCCAUUGCUUCAUACUGGAAGUGACCACGUGGCUU
Messenger RNA from Condylura cristata (star-nosed mole), 1102 nucleotides. It is a transcript of the gene PTPN20, whose product is annotated as protein tyrosine phosphatase, non-receptor type 20. The record is from RefSeq and is a predicted model, not a curated record. The transcript is spliced from 7 exons. Gene Ontology annotation, biological process: protein dephosphorylation. Lineage: Eukaryota; Metazoa; Chordata; Mammalia; Eulipotyphla; Talpidae. The coding region runs from base 1 to 1059 and encodes 352 amino acids. Gene Ontology annotation, molecular function: protein tyrosine phosphatase activity.